UUUAGGCGAAGCGCACGCUUCUAACCACCACAACUCAUUCCGCGCACACUUCACAGCUUCUAAAUGGUCAACAAUCAUGCUGGACUACUACUAAAUGAAAUUCUCUGAAUGCAUUAAUUGAAAGCCCAACAAAGGUAAAGAGACGGCAGCGCACUCAACGAAUCAAAAACCGAGCUGAGUAGUAACCACUAAAAGCAAACCAAAGACAGACGGAAUACUUACAUAUGAGCAACGAUGUGUGUGUGGUUGUUGACAGUAUUCAAGGCAAAAGGUACCGCACAUAAAUCAUCGCUGCUGCUACCAUUGUUGGCGCUACUGCUGGUCGUGCUGCCGCUGCCACCAGCCGCCAAAGCCACAAGCGGCUUACGCGUGCCCACUUUCAUGCAGGAGCCGCCGCCACGUCUGCUUUUCAGCAAUGACACCGGCACACAGAUCAGCUGUAUGGCGCACGGUAAUCCGCCGCCGGUGGUUUCGUGGGUGCUCAAGGACGGCACGAUGGCGACGCAAGUGCCGGGACUCAGGAAAAUUACUGGCAACGGCACAUUGUAUUUCCCACCGUUUUUGGCGCAAUACUAUCGCACAGAUGUGCACGAGGCAACGUAUCGCUGUCGAGCGGCCAACGAAGCUGGCACUGUGCUGAGCCGGAAUGUACAGGUGCAAGCUGUUGUGCGCCGGCAGUUUCAUGUGCACGUGGAAAACACUGAAGUCUAUUUGGGAAAUUCAGCGUUGAUUAAGUGCGCCAUUCCGGACUAUGUGCGGCCAUAUGUUAAGGUGACCAGCUGGCAUCGCGGCGAGGAGAUAUUGCUACCUGAUUUAUCUGAUGUUGCUGGACGCUAUGUGGUGCUUUCCUCCUAUGGCGAUCUCUAUAUACGCUCUGUGCGCACCGAAGACAGCUUGGUUAAGUUCUCCUGCCUGGUUACUAAUACACUGAAUGGCGAGAAGCAGCGCAGUGAUGCUAUAAUGUUGCAGGUGAAAGAGCUAAGCAAAAAUCUUGCGCCGCGCACCACCCAGAAGCCGGUCAUGGAAAUACAUGUGGAACGUGGCAAUGAUGUCCAUUUGCAAUGCAACAUCCAGGGGAAUCCUUUUCCCAUAUUUACGUGGUACCGCGUCUCGGAUUCAUCAGCAUUAUAUCCGAUUCCAUCUUCACAGCGUGUGAUAUUGUCACGCACGCUGUUGCUCAUCAAAAAUGCUGACGAACGUGAUGCUGGCAAAUGGGUCUGCCAAGCAGCGAAUCAAUUCGGCGAGCAGCGCAUAGAAAUCCGCCUGCUUGUGAAUUCGUAUGUGUCGGUGCAUAUUUUGCCGCAAGUACAAAUUGUCAAUUCGGGUGGAAUGGCAAUUUUCAAUUGUUCGACGACGGGUUCAGCGAUCGACGGCAUCGAGUGGCUGCAUAAUGGCAUGCCACUGCAGGGGAACAGUGCGCUUAGCAGCGGUCGCGAGAACAUUCGCUUCCUCACGAAGACGUCGUUGGUGGUGCAAAAUGUGGGACGACGGGAUCGCGGUGUCUAUCAGUGCUUGGUGGAGAAUAGCAGAGCUAGUGCGCAGGCUAUGGCCGAAUUGAAAUUGGGCGACACUGUGCCCGAAUUGAUUUACACCUUUAUUGAGCAAAAUGUGCGGCCGGGCCCAUUAAUAUCGCUUAAGUGCUCGGCCAGUGGUUCGCCACCACCGCAAUUCACCUGGUUUUUGGACUCUCAGCCGAUAAUGGAUGUUUCGCUGCACCAUCGCUUCGCCAUCGGCCAGUUUGUCGAUAUGUCUGGCGACGUGAUCAGUCACUUGAAUAUUUCGCAUGCCCGUCCAGACGAUGGCGGCCUCUAUAAGUGCAUUGCCACCAACUCGAUGGGCAGUGUAGUGCAUUCGGCGCGGUUGAAUGUUUAUGGUCCGCCAUACGUACGCGCCAUUGGCCCCAUAAAAGCUGUCGCCGGCGAAGACAUAAUUGUACAUUGUCCAUUUUCCGGUUAUCCAAUCGAACAAAUUAGAUGGGAGAAAGGACGUCAGGAAUUGACAUCAAAUUCGCAUUACUCGUUGCCACCAGUACUGCAGGGCGGCUAUCUUGUCAUCAAGAAUGUCGAACCGACCCGGGAUCAAGGCAUGUACACGUGCAUUGUGCGGAGUCGGGCUGGCGAAGAGGCUCGUCGUGAUAUGCAGUUGAAUGUGAAUAGUCCACCUGUCAUUGAGCCAUUCAAGUUUCCAAAGAAUCUGCAAGAGGGUGGACGCGCUCAAAUAACUUGUGCUGUUUCAUCUGGUGAUAUGCCAAUCUAUUUUAGCUGGAAGAAGGACGACAUGUCUAUACCAACAAGUUUACAGAUUACCGAGAAAAAGGAGGAAUUCUAUUCGCUUUUGGUGUUCAAGGAUAUCAGCGCAAAGCACAGCGGUAAAUAUACCUGCUAUGCGAGCAAUGCAGCUGCCAAGGUGAACUACACCGCCGAAUUGCAAGUGCGAGUUGCGCCACGUUGGGCGCUAGAGCCAAUGGACACGGCCAUCAUGCUUGGCAAUACAAUAUCGAUAAAUUGCGAGGCGGAAGGAUAUCCGAUUCCAACGAUUACCUGGUUCAAAGGACAGGGCAAAAUGUCGCAGGACUUUAAGCCGCUCAGCAUGCGCAACAACUCGCUGGUACUAAAUCUCGCCACAGACAUUGAUGAGGGCUACUACAUGUGUCAGGCCACAAAUGACAUUGGCGCCGGUCUGAAGAAAAUCAUACGCAUCAAUGUGAAUGAACCCGCUCGCUUCGAGCAAGCCGCCCGCAAUGUCUCAUCGCGCCGCAACGAUCCCGUUAGUCUCGAGUGUCAAGCUAAAGGUGACGAACCCAUCGCCAUCUCGUGGACACACAACAACGGCCGCAUUGACCUGAAUAAUUUCCGUUUUAGCAUUGCGGAAAUGAAAACGGAAAAGGGUGUCGACUCCCAACUGACCAUCGCCCGCUCGGAUCGUCACGAUUCGGGCAUUUAUCGUUGCAUUGCGGAGAAUCCAUACGGACGCGCCGAACUCGUCAUUUUCCUGGCGGUACAAGAGCGCCCCGACACACCGUCCACUCUGGAGGUGUUCGAGGUGGGCUCGCGCACCGUCAAGUUGUCGUGGCGGCGCCCAUUUGACGGCAAUUCGCCAGUGCUUAGUUAUUUGGUGCAAUAUCAACCGUUGAAGUAUAUGCAAUCACAUACCGCGCUUGGCAUGUCCGGUGGCAAUUGGAGUGGUUCGAACAUCAUAAAUGUAACUCUGCCAUCGACGAGUAUUAGCCGUAGCUAUGACAGCGAUUUGCGGGAAAGUGCUAUUGUUGCUGGCUUGACGCCGGCAACCACUUUCCUCAUUCGCAUGCAAGCAAUCAACGAAAUCGAGCGCAGUCCAUUCACCGAUCCGAUUGUGCUAAAAACGCAAGAAGAGGCACCGACUGAAGCGCCCUCGAAUGUGCAAGUGCAGACUGGUGGCGAGAGCGAACUGAUUGUGACAUGGCAGAUACCGUCACGUGAAUCUUGGAACGGUGAACUUAUUGGGUACACCGUUAACUGCAGCGAGGAAAAACAGAACAUCAACUACAUUAGCGUUGUCAAUAAUUCACUCAAGUCUGUGAUUGUAAGUGGUUGGGCGACCACAAAGGCAACUAUUCGCGGUUUGCGCAAAUAUACCAGGUACGCGGUGACGGUGCGGGCGCUUAACAGCUUCGGUUCGGGACCAUGGAGUGCAGCCAUCUUUGGGACAACCGCUGAGGGUGUGCCUGAAGCACCACCGCAACAUGUCAACUGUACUGCAUUGUCGUCACAGAGUCUGAAGAUAUCCUGGCUGGAGCCACCAUUGCAAUUUCAUGGUGGCAUAAUUCAGGGCUAUAAAAUUUUAUAUCGCCCAAUUGUGAAUCAAAUUGACUUCCCCGCCAAACUGGAAGUGAAGCGUACAUCUAAUCUGGAAACCUACUUGCACACUUUGCACAAGGCAACUAAUUACUCGCUACGCGUUUUGGCCUACACAGCGACUGGUGAUGGUGCAGCCAGUCAACCGUUAUAUUGUCAAACUGAGGAUGAUGUCCCGGAUGCGCCAGCAUCCAUUAAGGCGGCUGCUUUAACGGCAGAUUCGAUAUUGAUUUCAUGGUUGCCACCGAAAAAUCGCAAUGGCAUCAUUUCCCAUUACACGGUUUAUUCACGUGAGGCUGGACGUAAAGGACAAGCGAAAUCUCAUAUGGUGCGCGUCGAUGAGAAUGGCUAUCCAGUGACGUAUGAGGCACGCGGCCUUGCAGAAAACCAAAUGUACGAAUUCUGGGUUUCCGCUUCGACCUCGGUCGGCGAGGGAGAGCCGACGUCUGUGGUUGCGCAGGCCACAAAUACGCGUGCUCCUGCACGUAUCGCUUCAUUUGGCCAAUUGGUGCGCAAAGCAGUUGGCACUGGAUUGAUUUUAGAAUGUUUAGCCGUGGGGAAUCCGACACCGCGCGCCAGGUGGUUGACAAGGGAUCGACCUGUUACCUUUAGUCCCUUUUAUGAAGUUACCAAUGAGGGCAAUUUAAAAAUACACCGCGUGGAGGGCAGUCUGUCCGGAAAUUACACUUGCACAGCGAAUAAUCUGUUCGGAAGCGAUGAGAUUCAAUAUCAAGUGAUUGCCAUGAAGCCACCCGCCGCCCCACAAAUAAUCGUACAAUAUGCAUCUGCCGAUAGCAUACGUGUCAGCUGGGAUCCGCCGGACGAUGGUGGUGCCCCAUUACAGGGCUACACCAUCUCAUAUCGCAUCACAGGCGAAACAUGGGCACAGACCGAACUAAUGCCGGAGAAUAACGCUUACACGCUAACUGGCUUGAAGUGUGGCAAUCAGUAUAUCAUCAAGAUGUCGGCGCAUAAUAUUGUUGGUGACGGGGUGUCCAGUGAGGAAAUUAACGUCUGGACCAAGGGCAAAGCCUCACAGGCACCGAAUGGCAACGAGCUGAUCGCCACCAAUACGUCCUGCGUAAAUUUGAAAUUGUCAAUAUGGAACAAUGGAGGCUGCCCCAUUCAUCAUUUCUCCAUUGAACAUCGUCCGUUGGGGGACAUCCGUUGGACGGUCGUCACAUCCGACAUCUCGAAUGCCGAAGAAAAUCGUGAAAAUUUAAUAUUUUGCGAUUUCCUGCCAGCCAAGUGGUAUCAGCUGCGCGUUUCGGCCACAAACGAUGCUGGCAAAACCACCGAGCACUAUCACUUUGCCACCACCAACCUGGAUGGAGUGACAAUACCACCGCCUCAGGUUUUCCCAUCGGAAAAUGAUUUGAUGAACAAUCUGAUAAAUGCAACGAAUCCUACCAACGGUGAUUGGUUUUCAACAUUAAUCGUCAUCGUAAUCAUCACCGUUGCCAUCAUUACCAUCGCUUUAACAAUUAAACAUCGUCGUACGCUGUGUGGUCCCAUAGCCGAGGGCUAUGAGUCGCGUACACUGCCCGGUGAAUACAAAGAAGACCACGACAAUCGACGCAAUCAGCAAGUGUACAGCGCCUCGCCAGUGAAAACUGUGGAUAAAGGAAACGAGUCAGAAAUGUAUGAGAUUUCGCCUUAUGCCACAUUUAGCGUGAACGGUGGCCGCACUGGCGCUGGUGCUGGCUCGUCCUCGAAGGCACCCUUACGAGGAGGCGUCUCCGCCUCACCAAUGGAUUAUACCAUGCAAUUCAAGACAUUCGGGCAUCCGGAGGGCGACAAUCUCAAUGCAACAGCUUAUCCUUUGCUGCCGGCAAGCUCUGGAUUCGGGCAUGUCAAGUCGAAAUCCAGCUGGCAUAAGCAACGCUACUACAACACAGAUGAUGAAUCGACGCUCAGCAAAUCGAUGACUAUGGUGGCCGGAGCACAAUCGGGGCAUUCCAAGAAGAGCGCACGCAAUGAUGGUAGCCGCGGCAGCAAGAGUACCAGCAGCAGCAGUGGUGGUGGUGGCGGUAGCGGCAGUGGAGUUGUGGGCGGGACUGGUGGUGUGGUCGUGGCUGGGACACAUUGUGAAUCCGAGUCGGACACGAGCAUAAGUCCCAGCACUGAGUUCUCCAAUAUGCCAACGUACAGAGUUCCUUGUAAGUCGACGCGCAGCAGCGAUGAGCGCGCAGCUGCAGAUAUGUUUCGACCUGACUCGAGCACAGAGUCCAACAAUGAGCAGGGCUCACCGGUGGAGCGCCGUAUAAGCGGGCCGCGGCAGCUGGGAGGUGCGCCCGGUGGUGGUGGUGGUGGUGGGAACAGUGGUGCCGAUAAGCGGGGACAUCGCAGUCGAAAGCAGCAACAACUGCAAAUGCAACAACAACAGCAGCAACAAGCAAAGGAGCACCAGACGCUGGAUCGAAGAAUAUGCCCUGGAAGUAACAACAGUUUAGACAGUGAGGUUAACUCGGAUACGGGCACCUACUUGGCGGCGACCAUAGCCGCUGUGGCUGCUGGCGAUCUGGGUUUUCGUCCACCGUCGGGUUUUACUGAUUCGCGCGAAUUCAGCGAGGCUGAAUGCGAUCGCGAGCAACGUGCAUUGGACUUGGAGGUGCAACGUGUUAUGGAAAACACCGACGGACAAUUGGCCAAGAUGGAUAGGGAGGAAUUGACCUCACUGCUAGCAAGGUAUCACGAGAAAAAGGAGCAGGAGCGCCAAGAAUAUACCAUUCAUGUUUAAUGUUUAUUACUUAGAAGUUAUUUGAAUUCACUGCCGAGCUAGUGAGCACCCGUACAGCAUUUUACUCAAACGUGCAUUGCGAGAUUAGGCACUCCAACUGACUAAAAAGAACAAAAAACAAAAAUAUUAAAAAAAAGGAAAACCCACACACAUCAACUCUAAUAGGCAACAAAUGCAUUUAAACCAAAAGGACUGCUAUGCUACUAAUUAAAUGUAACUAAAAUAAAUGCGCCAAUGUGGCAACACUGUAAUUGAUUUUAAUUAUGUCAGUUCUCAGUGUAUGGUAUUUAUGAUAAAUAUAUGUAUGUAAAUUAGCAAAAACACACACAUAUGCAUGCAUGUAAGUCAACAUGCAUAAGUGUGCGUGUACAGAUUGAAUUGGAAAUGAGAGUCUCAUAUAUCGAGCAAGCGAGUAUAGUUACGGCAAA
This is a messenger RNA of Anastrepha obliqua, 7001 nucleotides long. It is a transcript of the gene Dscam3, whose product is annotated as cell adhesion molecule Dscam2. Bases 235 to 6573 code for a protein of 2112 amino acids. The record is from RefSeq and is a predicted model, not a curated record. Gene Ontology annotation, cellular component: axon; plasma membrane. NCBI's taxonomy places the organism in Eukaryota, Metazoa, Arthropoda, Insecta, Diptera, Tephritidae. The transcript is spliced from 34 exons. Gene Ontology annotation, biological process: cell-cell adhesion; axon guidance. Gene Ontology annotation, molecular function: protein binding.